Messenger RNA from Alosa sapidissima (American shad), 2177 nucleotides. RefSeq names its product nuclear factor 7, brain-like. Bases 432 to 1814 code for a protein of 460 amino acids. Gene Ontology annotation, molecular function: zinc ion binding; protein binding. NCBI's taxonomy places the organism in Eukaryota, Metazoa, Chordata, Actinopteri, Clupeiformes, Clupeidae. The record is from RefSeq and is a predicted model, not a curated record. The transcript is spliced from 6 exons.
UUAGUACGAAUAGGAGAUCAGUUGUGUGGAAAGCAGAUAAACAAGCACUGAUUCUGUGUUUAUGCCAGUCAGUUAGAGUUCACUGAACCUGCUACUUUGAACCUGAACCUGACUGAAGGAACUGAACAACUGGUUCUGUGAAGGAAUGUGACACUGACCAAUCAGCUUGCAGCUCCUCCAGACCGUUCCCUCUGACUCACCUGUCCUGAAGGAGGAAGUGAAGCGCAGUGACAGACGGCUGCUCUGCUCUCUGCUACACCUCUACUGAACUACUCCAGCAGGUGGAAAUUAAACUAGAUAAACAAUCAAAGUGGACAUAGUUGUUUUUGGGAAGAGGUUGACAUAUUAGUAACAAUAAGUUAAAAGACAGAAUUGAGAAACUGCCUUUUUUUUAAUCUUGUGAAAGUGAAAGUAAAGUUGCUGUAUGGAAAAUGGCUUCAAGGCUGGAGGAGGAUCUAUCUUGUCCUGUGUGCACUGAGAUCUACAAGGACCCUGUGCUCCUGACCUGCUCUCACAGCUUCUGUAAAGUCUGUCUACAGCAGUUCUGGAACACAAAACCAUCCAGAGAAUGUCCAGUCUGCAGGAGGAGAUCAUCAAAGGAGCACCCUCCAGUCAGCUUGGCGUUAAAAAACUUGUGUGAGGUUUACUUACAGGAGAGAGGUCAGAGAGGAUCACUGUGUCGUCUCCAUGGUGACCCACUCAGGCUGUUCUGUCAUGAUGAUCAGCAGCUUGUGUGUUACUCGUGUCGAGACUCAAAACUCCACAGGAGUCACCAGUUCAGUCCUGUUGAUGAAGCAGCAGCUGACCGAAAGGAGGAGCUCAAAAUCAAACUAGAUCCCUUAAACGAGAAGCUGAAGGCUUUUGCAAAUGCAAAAGUCACCUGCGAUAAAACAGCUGAACACAUUAAGACUCAGACCCAGCACACAGAGAAGCAGAUCAAGGAGGAGUUUGAGAAGCUUCACCAGUUUCUACGAGAUGAAGAGGCAGCCAGGAUAGCUGCACUGAGGGAGGAAGAGGAGCAGAAGAGCCAGAUGAUGAAGGAGAAGAUUGAGAAGAUGAGCAGAGAGAUCUCAUCUCUUUCAGACACAAUCAGGGCCAUAGAAGAGCAGAUGGGAGCUGAUGACGUCACAUUCCUGCAGAGCUACAAGAGCACAGUGGAAAGAGCCCAGUGCACACUGCAGGAUCCAGAGAGGGUUUCAGGAGCUCUGAUCAAUGUGGCAAAGCACCUGGGCAACCUGAAGUUCAGAGUCUGGGAGAAGAUGCAGGACAUUGUUCAAUACACUCCUGUCACUCUGGAUCCCAACACUGCACACCCACGACUCAUCCUGUCUGAUGAUCUGACCAGUGUGAGAUUGGGUGAUGAGGACCAGCAACUUCCUGAUAACCCAGAGAGAUUUGAUAUGUAUGCCAGUGUCUUGGGCUCUGAGGGCUUUAACUCAGGGAUUCACUGCUGGGAUGUGGAGUUUGGGGAGAACACAGUGUGGCAUGUGGGUGUGAUUACAGAGUCGGCCCAGAGGAAGGGAGACUACACCUCCAGGAGUGGACACUGGUGUGUGGGGUAUAAGAGGGGUGCAUAUGCAGCACGUGCUCCACCACAGCGCUCCACUCCCUUCACAGUACAGCAGAAACUCCAGAGGAUCAGAGUGCAGCUGGACUGGGACAGAGGAGAGCUGUCAUUCUCUAACCCUGAUAAUAACAGACACCUGCACACUCUCACACACACUUUCACUGAGAGAGUGUUUCCGUACUUCAGUAUGAAUUCUACUGUACGGGUCUUAGCAGUGACAAUUACAGUGACAGCAGGUCAAAAAUGACUUGUUCAUGCUGUCACAAAGGUCAGAGAUUAUGAUUGCUGAAUGUUUCAUAACGUUGAAUAAUUUACAUGGGAUCUGAAGAUGACAUGACCUGCAUACUCCCAAUAUUGCAAAUCAUUAACAUGCUGUUUUCUAAAAUUAUAAUUAAUUAGCUUUAAUAUUCCAAACAUUGUCUGAAGCUGGAUUAAUGUGGGCAUCCUUCUGUUUACUUAAUCUGUUAAAUAACUGACAUCCCUAAAACCGUCAAGCCGCAUGGUACACGUUUUAGCUGAGUAGAACAAAUGAAAAGCUGUUUAAAUGGGCUUAAAUAUUAUGUAUGAAUCAAUGACAAUAAAUUGUUUCAUGAGAGAUUCUCAUCUCACA